UGUCUCCUGCGCUGGCUCCCACCCGCCAGCCCAGCGGCCAGGCCCGGGCUGGAGCGGCUUUCGGCCCGGCGAAGCCGGGUUUGGCCUCCUUUGGCUGGCGGGCGGAAUGGAGGGUGCGACGUGAAACCCCGAGCUGUCCUGAGGCCGGCGGGGCCGGAGGUGGGGAAACGAGGCUUGUUAAUUAAGGGUGCGGAGAGCCGCAGGGCCUCGGAGGCUCGGCGGCGCUGACUGUUGGAAGGCAGAGAGGAGGCUGGCGCGGAGCUAGUCUUUCCCCGGCCUUGGUGGGGCGGGCCGCCCGCCUCAGCGCUCCCCGGCCAGGCUCUCGAAGUUCGGGAGGCCAGGCCUACCGCUGCCGCCGCCACCUCCGUGGCGCGCUCUGUGCAAACUCGGCCUCCUUUUCUCAGUCCAGCGCUUCGGCCUCGCACCUGCCAGAUCAACGCCCAGGGCCACGGUGGGCCGAGGUGGCCGCGGGGAUGAAGGGAGAGACCUGACAGCAAAAAACUGUGCUCAGAAAAAGCAAAAGUAUUUUCUAGACUGAUUGUUACGAAAACUAAAGGCAUGGUGUAGAACUGGCAGUCCAGAGGCACAGAAGUUACAAUUUUAGAUCAGAAAGCAUAAGUAAGACUACAGAGGACCGUCAAUGAAAAUCUCAUAUUGAUUGCUAGUUCACUGAAAUAGAUUCAAAGGCAUGUACUGGCAUUGAAAACAUUGAUGAAGCUAUUACACUGCUUGAACAAAAUAAUUGGGACUUAGUGGCAGCUAUUAAUGGUGUAAUACCCCAGGAAAAUGGCAUUCUGCAAAGUGACUAUGGAGGUGAGACUAUAUCAGGACCUGCAUUUGAUCCAGCAAGUCACCCAGCUCCAGCUCCUGCUCCCUCUUCCUCUUCAGCAUUUCGACCUGUAAUGCCAUCUAGGCAAAUUGUAGAAAGGCAACCACGGAUGCUGGACUUCAGGGUUGAGUACAGAGACAGAAAUGUUGAUGUGGUACUGGAAGACAGCUGUACUGUUGGAGAAAUUAAACAGAUUUUAGAAAGUGAACUUCAGAUACCUAUGUCUAAAAUGCUAUUAAAAGGCUGGAAGACUGGAGACGUGGAAGACAGUACCGUCUUAAAAUCACUACACUUGCCAAAAAACAACAGUCUUUAUGUCCUUACACCAGAUUUACCACCACCUUCAUCGUCUAGUCAUGCUGGUGCCCUGCAGGAGUCAUUAAAUCAAAACUUCAUGCUGAUCAUCACCCACCGAGAAGUCCAGCGGGAGUACAACCUGAACUUCUCAGGAAGCAGUACCAUUCAAGAGGUAAAGAGAAAUGUGUAUGACCUCACGAGUAUCCCUGUUCGCCAUCAGUUAUGGGAGGGCUGGCCAACUUCUGCCACAGAUGACUCCAUGUGUCUUGCUGAAUCAGGGCUCUCUUAUCCCUGCCAUCGACUUACAGUGGGAAGAAGAUCUUCACCUGCACAGACCCGGGAGCAAUCUGAAGAGCAAAGCACCGAUGUUCAUAUGGUUAGUGAUAGUGAUGGAGAUGACUUUGAAGAUGCUUCCGAAUUUGGGGUGGAUGAUGGAGAAGUAUUCGGCAUGGCGUCAUCUGCCCUGAGAAAAUCUCCAAUGAUGCCAGAAAACGCAGAAAAUGAAGGAGAUGCCUUAUUACAAUUUACAGCAGAGUUUUCUUCAAGAUAUGGUGACUGCCAUCCUGUAUUUUUUAUUGGCUCAUUAGAAGCAGCUUUUCAAGAGGCCUUCUAUGUGAAAGCCCGAGAUAGAAAGCUUCUUGCUAUCUACCUCCACCAUGAUGAAAGUGUAUUAACCAACGUGUUCUGCUCACAAAUGCUUUGUGCUGAAUCUAUUGUCUCUUAUCUGAGUCAAAAUUUUAUAACCUGGGCUUGGGAUCUGACAAAGGAUGCCAACAGAGCAAGAUUUCUGACAAUGUGCAAUAGACACUUUGGCAGUGUUGUUGCCCAAACCAUUCGGACUCAAAAAACAGAUCAGUUUCCACUUUUUCUGAUUAUUAUGGGAAAGCGAUCAUCUAAUGAAGUGUUAAAUGUGAUACAAGGUAACACAACAGUGGAUGAGUUAAUGAUGAGACUCAUGGCUGCAAUGGAGAUCUUCACAGCCCAACAACAGGAAGAUAUAAAGGAUGAGGAUGAACGAGAAGCCAGAGAAAAUGUGAAGAGAGAACAAGAUGAGGCCUAUCGCCUUUCACUUGAGGCUGACAGAGCAAAGAGGGAAGCUCAUGAGAGAGAGAUGGCAGAACAGUUUCGUUUGGAACAGAUUCGAAAAGAACAAGAAGAAGAACGUGAGGCCAUCAGGCUCUCCUUAGAGCAGGCCUUGCCUCCUGAGCCAAAGGAAGAAAAUGCUGAGCCUGUGAGCAAACUGCGGAUCCGGACCCCAAGCGGCGAGUUCCUCGAGCGGCGUUUCCUAGCCAGCAAUAAGCUCCAGAUCGUCUUUGAUUUCGUAGCUUCCAAAGGAUUUCCAUGGGAUGAAUUCAAGUUACUGAGUACCUUUCCUAGGAGAGAUGUAACCCAGCUGGACCCAAAUAAGUCAUUAUUGGAGGUAAAGUUGUUCCCUCAAGAAACCCUUUUCCUUGAAGCAAAAGAGUGAACAUGGCUCAGCGGUGGAACCAGCCAUUCCUUGACAAGCCAGAGGCCUGCAUCAAGAGGAGGGCUCCUCAUCAACCCAUUUACACGCUCGUCUCACUCAACUCAAUGUCACACUUCUGCCUCUUGCAAGAUUGCUGGAAAAAAGUAAUAAUAAACAUAGCUACUUAAAAUUUC
This is a messenger RNA of Bubalus bubalis (water buffalo), 2767 nucleotides long. It is a transcript of the gene FAF1, whose product is annotated as Fas associated factor 1. Gene Ontology annotation, molecular function: NF-kappaB binding; ubiquitin binding. The record is from RefSeq and is a predicted model, not a curated record. The coding region runs from base 903 to 2594 and encodes 563 amino acids. Gene Ontology annotation, cellular component: endoplasmic reticulum; nucleus. NCBI's taxonomy places the organism in Eukaryota, Metazoa, Chordata, Mammalia, Artiodactyla, Bovidae. The transcript is spliced from 20 exons.